Lithohypha guttulata is the source of this 2850-nucleotide messenger RNA. RefSeq lists its product as uncharacterized. The transcript is spliced from 5 exons. The record is from RefSeq and is a predicted model, not a curated record. The coding region runs from base 1 to 2850 and encodes 949 amino acids. NCBI's taxonomy places the organism in Eukaryota, Fungi, Ascomycota, Eurotiomycetes, Chaetothyriales, Trichomeriaceae.
AUGGCCCAAGGACAACCUCUCGAGCCUGACAGUCUUCUGUACAAGUUUGCGCAGAACGAUCUUGACUUGAGUAAGAUACCAGAGAAACUUCGCUGUAAGGGCUGCGGAAACUUUGUCCUCAACGCGUUUAAAGCAGCCUGCUGUGACAGUGGACUCUGCGAGCAAUGCAAUACCAGCUUCAUCGAAAAGAAAUGCCCCGCCUGCAACCAUACUCCCCUAGUUACCAGUGCCAGCAAGGCGCUUCGAGGCACUGCGAGGAAUUAUCUGAGGACUCAGAUGGCAAGCGCCGAUGCUGCGAAAUCUGCCGAGGCUACAAACAGCGCACCUCCUGAACCACGCGAGACCCCUAUGGCUUCGGACAUUCCUGUGAGCACUAGCGCCGCUGGCAAACAAGAAGGUGAAGAGAAGAAGUUAGAAGAUGCCCAGACAUCGCAGACUGUGGAUGAACAGCCAGAGCAAAAUGAAGAUGUCAUUCAAUCAAUAGAGGAACCGAAGACCCGUUCUAGACGUCCAACAAUCGAUUCCGCAUCAGGUAAUGAGCUUGACGACGAUAUCGAAAUCAACGUUGGACCCGACUACGAUCUGUCGGAAAUUCCUGAUGUAUCGAAACGUAGUCCUCUUGCCGACGAAAACGAUCAAUGGCUCGGCGAGCAACAUCCCUCCGAGAAGCCUCGAAAGAAUUCUACCAUACCACAACAUCAGCAUACACCUCAGAACCAGUCUUUCGCAUCUGACGCCUCACACAACAAUUUCAGUGGAUACAAUCAGGAUUUUUCUGGAAUGCCGAACGAGGCAAUGAUGAAUAUGAUGCCAAACAUGAUGAACGGUGGCAUGCAAAACUUACAGAACAUGAAUAUGAUGAACCCCCAGAUGAUGCAACAAAUGGCCCAGAUGCAAACCCAAUUUAAUCAAGCGAUUCAUAGUGGACAGAUGAUGAAUCCGCAAAUGCUGCAGCAGAUGCAAACUAUGAUGAACAGCAUGAAUGUGAUGGGAAUGAAUGGCUCGAACUGGCCAAACAUGAUGGGCGGUGGUUUUGGCAUGGGUCCACAAAACUUCUUUCCUAUGAUGAGUAAUGGUGCUAGCUUCAAUAAUGGCCAGCAGCAAUAUCAGCAGAAUUUCCCCAAUGGUGAUUUCGCCUUCAAUAAUACUAGAAAUGGCAGUUUCGAUCGCGGUCGUGGGGGUCGUGGUCGUAAGCAACGUGGAGGUCGCUUCGCCAACAACAACCAGUUCUCCCAUCAGAACCAGUAUGGAAACUUCAACAACAUGCCCUUCCAGACUCAGUUCAACCAAGGACCGAAUCAAUAUCAACAAAACCAAUACGAUCAUAACAUACAGGGAACUCAGCAAGCUAACAACGAUAAAGUGGUUGAGCAGCAUGCUGACGAUGAUGACUUUGCUCCAGGAGGUCAAGAUGAAGUUCAGGAAGCCCUUGGCGACUCCUACAAAAAGGCUUCAGAGCCACCCGAAGAGCCCAAAGUCGAGGACACGCCAGCUGUCGAGCUCAAACACGAAGAGUACCAGCGAGAGCCCUCUCCAGCUGUGUCAGAGACUGUGCCUUUGGUGGAAUCUCCGAAGCCAGACGUGAAGGAAGCAUAUAUUCCAGAAGCUUAUCGGGAGGACCUUGAUUUUGCUUCUGCACCACCAACCGCUCCAUCGGGACCAUCCGCUAAGGACGUAUCUUUCCGUUCUAGAGGUCACGGACGGUUUCCCUCAAGGGGCCAGCGUGGCUCCUACCACGGAUCGAUUGGCUUUCCGCCUCGAUCUCCUGCUAGGCCAAUCUCAUCCCAUCAAAAUAUCUCUCCCCCAAUGAACCAAAAACCAGGUGUAGUAGGUGCUCCAACCGGACCUAGAGCGAUGCGUGAAAAGGAAGCACCACUUCCAGUGAAGAUCUUAUCAAGGUCGGAAAGUGACGUUGGAUUCAAGAUUAGGGGAACCGCAUCACAGGUCAAAGAACAGCGAGCUAGAGAAGAGGCACCAAGAAGUGUCACACCUCGGAGCACGUAUGAUGACUAUAAUGAUCGAGAUAGAGAGUCUUCUCGGAGACACUCAAAACAUGAUCGUAAGCAUGAAAGUUCUCGUCACGAAGACGAUCACGAUGACCAUGAUGACCGUGAUCGUAAACGAAGAAAGUCCAGGCGUAACGAAUAUGAUGACUAUGAUAUGGACGGAAUUGAGCACUCUCACUCCAAUUCCCGGGCCGACUCUCCAGAUCCAAGUCAUCGAAAUGGACGACGAGAGCGAGACAAGGCUAGGGACAAGUACUCUAGUAGCACCAAACACAAGUCUUCGUCCCGUAAAUAUGAAGAUGGCUACGAUGACCACGAAAACGGCGACGACUACGUGGAAGAAACCAGAUCGAAACCCUCCAAGAAGUCCUCGAGCAGAUAUGAGGACCGUGAGGAGCGGGACCGGAGAGACCACGAGCGGUCAGAAAAGGACAAACACCGCAAACGAUCUAGACAUGACCGCGAUCGUGACGACGGGUAUGAAGACGCGGAUGAAGAAGAGUCUCGCCGUCGAUCGAGAAAGCACAAGAAAGAGCACACUAGUCGCAAAGACAGAGAUCGAGACGUUGAGACACCGAAAGAUACCGACCUUGGCAUGCGCAUUACUGGACGCUCAUCCACUAAUCGAGCAUCCGAAGUUGCACCACUAUCACUGCAGCCUGACAAGGAUCCCCACACUCUAGAACGUGAAGCACGAAAUCAGGAACGAAUGCUCAAAGAGCAACAGAGACGCGAGGCGGCGAAUAAUGCGAAAGGCGGCGGUCUCAGCGGUGGCCGUACGCGGAGCUACAAGUACGAGGACGAUAUUGAGCGACAAUUGAACAAGCCUAGUCGUCGACGAUAG